AUGAUCCCUGCUAUCAAGAAUGCUGGAACAGGCGCGUGGAGAAAUCCAGCCUCUCUAGAACACACAACAGUAUUUGAUCAUAAGGUUGCUGCAAAGACCGCUGAGGAUUUAUUAAGCAAACAUUCGGAGCAGCCAGUAAAGAAACAACCAAGAACUCUAGCGUCUAACAAAACAGAUCAGUUAUUUGGUGAAGAUGGUAAGUCCUAAACAUAUUUGUUUCAUUUUUCCCCCCUGUGAUAAUUGUUAAAAAAAGAAUCCUGAGCUCGAGGCUGUUUGUCAAAAGUUCAGGAGCUCAUUGGUUUGCGAUAAAGAUUGAAAUUUUCUUUGAAGAAAAGAAGAAAAAAACAUGCCCUUCAAUUUACUUAAACGGGGUAGAAGUAUCGGGAAAACACACUUUCUAAGACACAAAAUUAGGUGAUCGUGGGCAAAACAUCAAAACAUAGACAGCGUUUUUAUGGGAGAAAAAUCUGGAGUUAGAAAACUGGCCGCUUAAUACAUAACCGCUCAAGGAAUAGAUCCAAGGAAUAGAUAAAAAGUUACUGAAGGGAAAAAGUUUCUAGCAAUUAAAUGGUUCUGAAAAAUCAAAAAACCCGCCAACCUUUGGGUUGGUGGCAUUAACCCCUUCCCCUUGCUCUCCCCUGGGAUAGGCUAAUUUAACACGAAUUGACCUUCAUCUUUUUUAAGUUGGUGGAUUUUUUUUAUAAGAUAUCGUCUAGUCCCGCAACAGAGUACUAAAAGAUAGACGGAACUUAUGAAGAGAACCAGGUAGUAGACUCAUAGGCCUUUAGAGGAAAUCUCUGACUUCCGAUUCUUCAAGGGUGAAGGUGAAUAAUCUCUGAGCGUUGUACAGGCUAUAUCAUUUCAACACUAAUUUCUUACAUUCCACGCUUUUGUUUUUCUAUAACUACACAGAAAACCCGAUUUCGUCAAGAGCAGAUGAAGGAAAAACUCAACUCCCCAAACAGAAAGAAGCUUCUAGAGAGGUCAAGGAAAACCAGGCCCAGAAACAUCGUAAGUAAACACAGACGAAACGCAUAGAGAGAACAAGGUAAUAGGUUCAUUGGCCGUGAGAGGAAAUCCAUCCCUCUGACACGGCUUCCGACACUUCAGGCUUAAAGUUAGAUAAUUUUCUUAGCGUGGAUCAGGCUAUCUAUUUCAACACCAAUUUCUCUCAUUACCUUUUAUUUCUAUACCCACACAGACAUUCCGAUUUCGUCAAAAGCUGAUGAAGGAAAAUCUCAACUCCCCCAAAAGGAAGAAGUUCCUAGUGAGGUCAAGGAAAACCAGGCCCAGAAAAAUCUUAAGUUAACGCCUUCUGCCAUGUACGCCUUUAACAGCAUCUUUAGUAGCUCCCUUGGAACAUGAUCCGCUAAGUUCAGUAAUCUGCUCCGAAUUUCGAGAUGUCUGUGGAUUCCAUCAAAAUCAAAAAUGUGACAAAUCAAAUGAAAGCUACCAAGCAAAACUAUUUGAUGUGAUGCUAUAUAUUAUGCAGUACCAGAAACUCAUAAGGGGUUGAACCCCUCAUGGGUUUCUGGCAGUACCAAAUUGUUAUACUAUUUGUGUCUGUGUGUGAAAUCCUAAAAUAACGUAAAGUUCUGAUUAGUAAAUAGAUUCCUGCUCCUGAGUAAAUCCUGAAAAUAACCAUCCCCGGAAAGAAUGGCGAUCGAUUCUUUUCUUUCGUUCUUAUCAGCAGAAACUGGAAGAAACGCUUUCGCGCUUACACCGACAAAUGAAUGCAAACAAUACAAACUUUUCUCUUCCUUACUUAAACUAGGCUCUGGAUCUUUAAUACGUAAUAUUAUGUUGCGCGGCUAAUCCCAACUUUGCUAGGUUUAUUUGUUUUUUGUCGUUAACUGUAUUUCAGAGUGGUAAAAUACUGUCUCUAAUUGCCUCUCUUUUUAAAUCACUCGCACACUACUUUCUGUAACCAGGAAUUAAACUAACAUAGAAAAACAAGAGUAAACUUUAGCCUCUUCUUAUUUUGUCAUAAAUAUGGGAAACUUUCUAGUGAUUUCAACAAGCAGAUUUAUUGGUUGGGACUACUGUUUCUGCCAGGCAAUCGAAAAGCUGAAUACUCGCUUAACAGAGAAAAUUCUUCUCUUUUAGUUUCAGGAGAUGAAGACCUGGAAAAUCAAAGGAAGCCAUUUGGCGUUCCAGAUGAAAUUGCCAGAGUAUUAGAGGAACACCUCGAGAAAAAUGAAGCUGACACUGAUGAAAAAAUUUGGCCUAUCAUUUGGGAUUUUGCUGGACAGGACAUCUAUCGUGCUAUACAUCCGAUCUUUAUGUCCUCACAUGACAUUUAUCUCCUCGUGUUUGAUCUUACAAAGAAAUUGAGCGAAAAAGCAGAAUGUCGAGUCAAUGUGGGACACAAAGAGCUCAUUGCAACAGCCCGCGAUAGCGAGGACACCAAUUUGGAUCACUUACUUAGGUGGAUGGACUUGAUUCACUCUUUAAAGACGAACUUUCAGAGCGAUGGGCUUUCGUAUCCUCCAGUCAUACUUGUCGGUACCCAUGCUGACUCUGUAGACGAUCCACGUCAAGCAAUUGAAUCUGUACUAGAAGAGAAGUGUUCAAGUGUGUUCGAUGAAUACACUUAUUUACCACACAUCGCUGAUUGUCUUCCGAUUGAUAACACAAAAUCUGGAAAGUCAGUCGACCAGGAGGAAAUCAGUGAGUUGCGAAAAAAGAUCUUGGAGUUGGCUGAUAAAAUGCCUCAUACCAAAAUGGAAAUCCCUUUGCAAUGGCAUCGUGUCGAGAAAGAAAUUAGAAAACCUGUCUGGCAAAAGCAAAAGUACCUCCAAAAGGAAUAUUUUCGAAAAGAUAUUGUUUCACAGCACUGCACUUUUAAGAGUGAAGACGACUUUGACGAGCUUGUGUAUUUUUUGCAUGGCCGUGGAACAAUAGUGUACCAUGAACACGAACAGGAUAAACAGAAAUUUGGUCUGAUUGUCUUAGAUCCCCAGUGGUUAAUCAGUGUACUCUGUGAGAUUAUCAAAGUGGAACCAGAUCAGAAGGAACCUUUGUAUAUAAGACAAGAUCGCAAGAAAUUAGCAAAAGAAGGAGUUCUUCGUGAGCGGUUGAUUGAUUAUACCUGCAACAAAGAAAGUGUGUAUCCUAUUAAAGACUCUUUUAUUUCUUUAAUGGAUAAGUUCAACCUCAUUUGCAAGUGGCCAGAAAAAACAGAAGAAACUAAAACAGGAGAAUCCAAAAUCCUGGUCCCUUGUAUGCUGACUACCUAUUAUAAAGAAGAGGGAAAAAAUGAAACAGAUUACGCUUCAGCGAUAUACCUCACAUUUCAAACUAAAUAUGUUCCAAGUGGACUUUUCUGCCGACUGGUUGUCCUUUUUGGGAAAACUCCUCACUUUAAUAAUAUGCGUAGCCUUUGCGCUAAUGAAGCCAAAAUUGCCUUGGACAAUGAAAACCAUGUUCUUCAAUUGUUGUGCUACAAGGCAGUUAUUAAGCUGCAAAUUUUUGCAGAUCAUGGCAGUACACCUCCACAAGGGCUUUAUGAUCUUGUUUUGAGGUAAGCACUCAUGACUAAAUGAUAAAUCCAUUCCUGGUAGCUUUGUGUACACGAGGUAUGUAUCUCCUGUUAAGUCCAGUGUUGAAUCCCCCUUUAGUGAUCACAACAAUAGUGAAUUCUGUGAAAGAUCCCUUAGAUGAAGGAGCUUUCUUUUCAGUUCAAUUCAGUUAGGACCAGUUUACUUAACAUACGAGUCCUUCAAGUGAUUCAGAUAGAAGCUAAACUGCUGUUUUCCAAGCUUCCCUUCAACUGUUAAACAUCUUUUCUUUUUUUGUAGCCAGUUGAAUGAAUUCUUGAAAAAGCUACGAAAGGAGUGUCACUGGCUGCAUUUAAUGUCUGAGACGUUGUGCGCUCGAUGCAUAGUUUGUAUCGGUAAAAAGGCAGAGCCCUGCGCGCGGCACGAAAAAAGUUCAUGUUGGCACCAUGACUGUGGCCAUUACAUACCUUUGGACGGUAGAAUCCUCUGUUGUGAGCCGGGUCAAAUGCUGGAAAAGGAACCGCUCGUACCUUGGAUUAGGGCCAAUGAACACGUGUCAAAGGUGCGUUAUGUACUUUCUAGUAGCAGUACCAUUGCUACGGCCAUGUAACUGAGAGGUUAGGGAGAGAGGAUUCUCUCCUACUCCCCUCUCUCACUCUGCAGGGACGGGUAGGAGAGAACCCUGGGAACGAAUUUGCUAGUUUUCACGUUCAAAAAAUAUCAGAACAUAAUCGGUAUAAACUUAAGUGUUAAAAAAAUUAUCUGAAAUCUUUUUUUUUGCACAAGAAGUGGUGCUGGUGGGGUAACAUGUCUCCAGAUAUGCAGGCACAUUUUGCAGCAUUUGACGGGUGCCAAUUAAGAGCAAUUUCGUUUUAUCAGGGUUGUUUAGAAGGCUAUUUUGACAGCUCCACGAGAAAAAUCUUUCUUCAGGUCUUCGGUUAUUUGUCGAGUUGCAGUGUCGAUGGCCUUGAUUGGGAAUGUUAGAUGUAACUUGGAAUCAUCUACGUAGGAUUCUAAGGAGCAAUAAUCUGGAAUGCCAGGCAAAUCCUUGAUGUACACAUUAUAUAAGGCCGGUCCCAGAGUGGAUCCUUGUAGAACUCCCUGUGUAGAUUUACGCAUUCCGGACAUUUCAGAACCAACUCGUCGGUACUGCUGGCGAUCAUGUAUAUUCGCCUGUUUUGGGAGAACAAAGAAAACAACAUUCAAACAAAAAGAAGAAGAAGCAUAAUAGGAUAGAAUAAAUUGAGACGGAAAUUUUUUAUGAAAAAAAAUGUAUAUAUAUAAAAGUUUUGAUCGUCAAAGAAAGGGAUAAAUAAAUAAAAAUAUGGAGUUUUGGUGUCAAAACGUUUUUUUCCAAAAUCGUGCUUGCGUGAUCGGCGUUUGCACCGCAAAAACGUGAUGCAACUUUUAUAUUAUUAACUAGCUAUUGACUGUUGGAUUGUAAUGUUGCUGUGAAUAAUUGUAGUUUUGCCUCCUAAAAUUAAUAUUUGAAAUUACUGUCCUGAUCUUCGUUAAAACAAUAUUUGUAAUUCUUUUAUUAUUAUUAUUAUUAUUAUUAUUAUUAUUAUUAUUAUUAUUAUUAUUAUUAUUAUCAUUUUCGUCCAUAACCCAAUAACAUGCAGUCAAUGCACCAGUGGUCCAUAAACUGUAGCGUAAUUUUCUCUCCCCCCCCCCCCCCCCAACAAAAAGGGGGGGUGUAAAAAUUGUGCAUGUAUAGUUGGGCCCAAAUCAAGGUCCGGUUUUUUUUAUUUUAAAUAAAAGGAGAAUUUGGGUUCGUUGGGGAGUCUCUUCUUUUAAGUUGUUUGUGUUUUUGGGUGUUUUUAUUUUUAUUUUUUCAAAACUUUACAUUUCUAAAUUUUUUUGUUAAGAUAAUGAAUAUUUUUAUACAUUUAUUUACUUUUUUAUAUAUUUUUUUAUUUGCUUUUGUCCAUGAGCUAACAAACACUUGCCUAUUCACCAGGGGUACUUAUUUAAUUUAUGUAUUUCUUCCCCCCCCCCCCCCCCCAACAAAAAGGGGGGAUGUUAAACUUGUGCAUGUAUAGCUGAGUCCAAAUCCAGGUUCGGUUUGUAUUAAUUUAAAUAACAGGAGACUUUGAGCUCGUUGGAGAGUCUCUUCAUUUCAGAUGAUUGUGUUUGUGGGAUAUUAUAAUCUUAAUUUACCAAAACCUUACUCAAACGGUAAAUGAAAGGCUUCAAAUGUUAAGUAGGGAUUUGAAAAUUUCUUUGUCAGUGCUUAAAAUGUAUAAGGUAAAGUUGAUUGCUUUUAUUAGGAGUAUUUAAACAGAAGCUUCGCUUUUAGCCCGGGCAAAAUCCAUAUAUUAUUUCUUUUUCUAAUCAAGAACUCAACUGCCGAGAAUUCAUCCAUUUGUCUUUGUAAGCGAACUGGAGUCAUAGCGACAGUUUCAAUAAUUCCAAUUCGCUUGUAAUUUAUUUUUACAGUAACGUUUUCGUUGCAGUUGCAGCACAGGCGGCCCAAACUCACGUUACGAGGGAAGGGUGUAAUGUAAUUUACAUACCCGGCAUAGGUGACGCGCCGGUGUCGCGUUACAGACGACCGUUGAAAAUAUAAGAGACUUUGUAUGAGAAAUAUAUUACUGAGAUCUGCGAACGCUAAAUAACGCUAAACCUUACUUUUUCUUAAACGAAAUGAAUAAAAAAGACUUACCUGCAAUGCACUCCUCUGCGUUUCGGUGUCUGUUUGUCGUUUUACUGUUUUUUUUGGCUUUAUUGCGUAACCACUGUUCCUCCUUUCAUAGACACCUACACGAUGGACCUACACUUUUAGGUAUAUCGAACUAGCAUUAAAAAAAGGUGGUAUUUUUUUCUUUGCAGAGUUUAAAUCUUUCCAGCACACGCUCAGAGUCGCAUGAUGAAUCCUGGUCUUUACAAGGUAAGCCGCAAUGUCCGUCGACAAAACGUGAAUCGGAUCAACCCUUGUAA
Molecule: messenger RNA, 6440 nt
Organism: Porites evermanni
Lineage: Eukaryota; Metazoa; Cnidaria; Anthozoa; Scleractinia; Poritidae
Source: the annotation of a GenBank genome assembly